AGAUUUUCAGAAUCGCACAAAUUAACACGACAUAAAACAUCAGCACACAAGAGAAAUCAGAGUUUUCAGUGCGGCAUCUGCAAGAAAACAUUCACACAACGACAAAGUCUCAAACGUCACUGGAGGUCACACUUGAGAGAUGGCUUAUUAUUGUGCUACACCUGUGGCAGAGAAAUUAUUCAAGGUCAAGCACAUGCUAAUGAGAUACAGAAGAGUGAUGAUCAUUUUGACUGUGACAAAUGCGACAAACAGUUCCCUGAUGUUGAAAGUUUAUAUCAGCACAAGACCAAAGACCAUGGUAUGUCCUACCAAUGUGAUGUCUGUGAGGAAUUAGAAGCAAGAGAAGCAACUGGUAUUGGUUAUAUCUGUUGUGCCUGCGAUGCCGUGUUUGAAGUUGCCACUGAACUUGAAGAUCAUACGAGUAUGCAUGACAAUGUGCUGCCCCACUAG
This is a messenger RNA of Paramuricea clavata, 450 nucleotides long. The record is from the annotation of a GenBank genome assembly. NCBI's taxonomy places the organism in Eukaryota, Metazoa, Cnidaria, Anthozoa, Malacalcyonacea, Plexauridae.